Messenger RNA from Adineta steineri, 399 nucleotides. The record is from the annotation of a GenBank genome assembly. NCBI's taxonomy places the organism in Eukaryota, Metazoa, Rotifera, Eurotatoria, Adinetida, Adinetidae.
AUGGCAUUUUAUCCAUUAUAUAAUCAUAGUUCAUCAUCAUCCAUACGGUUCUAUAAAGUAGGAUUGUUCGCACUUGUGUUAAUCUGUUCAAUUUCAUACUGUUCUUCAUCACCAACAUAUUUAUUCGGUGCAUCCUCGGAUAAUAGUGGUGAUAAUGAUUACGAUAUAGAUAGAAAUUCAUAUGGUCAAAAUUAUCGUCAUCGUCGUUUUGGAUACCAACCAUUAUCAUCAAUUCAAGAUAUAGAUAUUGCUGAACAACGAUUCGCACCAAAAAAUCGUGUUGCAAAUCUUUUAUCAAAAGCAGCUCUUUUACAAGAUGAUCGACCACAUCGACAAUAUUUAACACAUGCGAACAAUAGACGAUAUGUCCCACAAGCAUUUCACGCUAUGCGAGGUUAA